GUUGCCGUUUUGGCUCCCAUGGUUCUAAGGACCAUGCUGGUUAAGCCUCAUUGCUUGGAGAAGAUGAUCAGAGUCAUCAGAAACUUGUGUCCUGAUAUAAUGGUGCUCACUGAGGUGGAAGGCAAACAUAAUUCACCAUCUUUUGUUAACAGAUUCAUUGAAGUUUUGUUCUAUUACAGUGCCUAUUUCGAUUCUCUUGACGCUUUCAUGGAAGCUGCAGACCCGAAUAGAUUGGCAAUGGAAGGGACACUUAUGGCUUCGGCCGUGCGGAACAUGAUAGCGAGAGAGGGAGGAGAGAGAAUCAUGAGGCAUGUUGGGCUUGACACAUGGAGGUUGUUUCUUAACAGAGUGGGUUUUGAAGAGGUUGAGGUCAGUGAGGAUGCUUUGUAUCAGGCAAAACUGAUAGUGAAGAGCUAUAAUCACGCAGAGUCUGUUUCACUAGAAAUGAAUGGGAAAUCAUUGACAAUUGGUUGGAAGGGCACACCAUUGCACUCUGUUUCUGCUUGGAGGUGCUUUUAGGUGCCUCAGUUGCAUUGUUUGUUCAACGCGAUGUAACCUAGAUUACAGUAAAUGGUAUGACUCCUGUGUAA
Amborella trichopoda is the source of this 590-nucleotide messenger RNA. Lineage: Eukaryota; Viridiplantae; Streptophyta; Magnoliopsida; Amborellales; Amborellaceae. The record is from RefSeq and is a predicted model, not a curated record.